GUAUGUAACGUUUGUGAUCUUUCCUUUUCCAGUAAAGGAACUUUGGAUAAACAUUCCCGAAUCCACAAUAAAAAUAACUUUCCGUGUAGAUUUUGCCCCAGUUCAUUUUACAGCUCACCCGGUUUAACCCGCCACAUUAAUAAAUGUCAUCCCUCCGAGAACAGACAAGUGAUAUUGUUACAAAUACCUGUGUCCAGACCAUGU
Messenger RNA from Lottia gigantea (owl limpet), 204 nucleotides. RefSeq lists its product as hypothetical. Gene Ontology annotation, molecular function: RNA polymerase II cis-regulatory region sequence-specific DNA binding; DNA-binding transcription repressor activity, RNA polymerase II-specific. The annotation marks the transcript as partial. Gene Ontology annotation, cellular component: transcription repressor complex; nucleus. Lineage: Eukaryota; Metazoa; Mollusca; Gastropoda; Lottiidae. Gene Ontology annotation, biological process: negative regulation of transcription by RNA polymerase II; neuron differentiation; regulation of cell cycle process. The transcript has a single exon. The record is from RefSeq and is a predicted model, not a curated record.